UUGCCCAUCCUGUAUCCUCCAUUCCAUUCGUGCGUACGCAUGCAUAUAUAUAUCUUUGCUCUCAAAUGUCCUCAUGCCAUUUCCUUCUGUCAUCUUUUUGAUACCGCUGUGUGUCCUCUCCUUAGUUCGGCCGAUCGUUGCAUUUCCCGUUGGCGAGAAAAGUACGUCCGUGAGCCAUGUCUGCUUUGUUCCUUUUCGUACUCUGGCCUCAUCCUCAACACGGCCUCCUUCUCCCCUUUCCGUGGUCUCGCCACUAGCGCCAGCGAGUUCCCUCUUUCCCAAAACCCUCGCCAGUCCCCUGAACAUGUUGUUGAUGCUGUUCAUGUGGCGCGAACCGCGGGGCUGAACGAUCGCUAAGGAAGUCAGAUGAAAGUAGCUUACCACCGGUGUUGCAGUGUUGACAGUUAGCUGCCUGUGGCGUAAGUAAAAGCGCGUGUCGAGUGCGCAGCAGGUGCGCUACUGAGCUUAUGAUAAUCAGUGAGAAAUAGAGUACUCUACCUUGUUUUUGACAUUAAGCCGUUCUAAUGGAUAACUAACAAAUAGUGGGUGCAUACGAAAAGCAAAUGAGAGACCGAGAUUUAUGUGGGUGCGUGCGUGCUAUACGAAAGUGACGACGACGACAACAACAUCAUCACUGUUAACAGCACUUGAAACCAUGUAAUUUUCAUGUGAAUUACUGCUACCAUUAGUAGUGGCACCGCUUCUUUUUCCGAUUAGAACAAUGAAAGUUUGUCGAGCGGUCCCAGACAUCGUUCAUAGCUGGCGGAGGUGCCAAGCGUACGUGGCUUGAUUCUGUAAAGCUCUGUCGGAAGCUCUGUCUGCUGUGCGGCCAAGUGCCAUAAUGAUAGAAAUAGCGGUGGAGAGUUCGACUUGGAAGCUACUUGAACUAGUGCUAUAGAAAUUAUUAGCACAGCAUCGAAAAUCGUGGUGCCAUUGGUGGACAGGAUAGGAAGGAGAGUAGCAUCUUUGGAUAACUGUCCGAGUUGAUUUGGAUUAUAUAGAAAAUUCAUGCGGCAGAACUGUGUUCAAAAACUGUGCGCCAAAACAGCUGUCGCUACUGUCAACUUUACAGAUCAGAAUAAAAAAUGGCUUUUUAUUUUAGCCCGCAGGUGAUUUGAUGAAAACUGUUUGCGGCUCACGUCUUUCUUGGGUGCUGAUCUGCGUAAUAAGCAGGCCGAGUCGAACUAUUUAUACCAGUGUAAAGUUCUGAAGCCGCUAUCAGACCGCUACGUUCGUGCUCCCUUUGACACCGUUCAAAUGUUAGUUGUUAAUUUCUUCUGAAGUACACUCUUGUGCAAGUAGUCUGAGGGAAAAAGCGCUGUCAUUUUAGCGUACUUUAAACAAUGUAUGGGGUUGCGCGCGGCAGAGAAGUUCUCAGACAGACUAUGGAACAGCAAACGAAGUGGGCCGCAAAGUGGGCUUGCCUAACCGGUGGAUGUACUCUCGAGCAGUUGUUCUAUCAAUACAACCAACGCAAAGCCGCGUCUUUUCGAGCUCCGAGCAGCAGCGGCGACGCUUAUCGUGACAGAAGCAGUCUGAAGCUAUUAAGGUCGUCUAUUUCCAGUAGCAGUGCUGUUUUUGCGACGGUUUCACUUCUACUUCUAAUGGCGUCGACUUUGUAUAUUGGUGGUGUCGAAGCGUCACCCAAGCUGCAUCAACUGGAAGGGCCGACAUUAGACAGGUACCCGUUAGCUGUUUCUCGCCUAUCGAGGCUCCGACGACAUAGUGACCAAUGUUCAGAGGAAUUCUCGAUGCGAAAACAGGGUCUUGUCAUUCGCAAACAAAUGCCGAACGAUUGCGAAUCCCGAUUUCGGACGACGUUGCGUAGUCCCGACGGAAAACGACUCAAGGUGAAGAUGGACCACGCGAUAUUGCUGGGCGAAAAGAAUUUUGUACAAAUUAAUGAUGGUCAAACGACGUGGUACAUCGACAAAAGCUGCGCCCCUUGUCACGACGAACACAUUCAGGGAAGUGUGGUCAGCAUCGAGUACCGCAUAAGCAAUGGCUCUCGUAUUCAGUUUCGCUAUACAACAAAUGAGAACAAAUGCCCGUUUCUUACGGUCAUGCAUCCACUCAAAUUUCGGAAUAAAACUCAAAAUAUACGCGACAUUGGAGCUAUCGCGGAAUUAGAAUGCCUCAAUAGUCGAGACUUUGUUUUAGUGGGAAACCGUACGCUGGAGUGCGUUCGAUUACGAAACGGAUCUGUCUCGUGGAACUCGCCAUUGCCAACAUGCCACCGACAAACCAACUGCCCCAAGAUUCAAGAUCGGAACGAUUCGGGCGUCCUUGAGCUUCCGAUUUCGGCCGAAAAUUAUUAUUGUAAUUGGAAUAUUGAUGGUAACGAGAUCAAUCCUACUGCUAAAUAUAUCGAAUUCUCAGUGAAAGUACAGCCAGAGGAUUUGGUCCGUACCGCGCGAAGAAAUCGGGGCUUGACUUUUUACGACGGCGAACGUCGCAUUACAGUCCAGAACGGCUCCGGUCUCCAUUACCGCACCCGAGAUACGAAACUCCGGAUCAAUUUCCACCUGACGAAAGCCGAAGCUGAAUUUAUGAAGGACGCGUCGUUUCGAGUAGAUUACGUCGUUGUUCGUAAAACGUGCCCAACCAUUGACGAGGAAGCGUUUCCGUUCGGUACGAUCACUCUCACGGAUAGUUUCUUUAUCGGGUCACAGGCCAAGCUCGAGUGCGCUCCAGGCUACGACCUCCGAGGGGAUCCAGAAGCCGUGUGUCAGCGCGAUGCCAACUGGACGUUUGGAAACACAAUGCCAGAGUGCAUCUCGCUUAGCGCCGAAGCGGACAACGAUAUUCGGCUACUCGAAGAGUUUCCUGCAAGCGUAGAGUUAGGAACUGCAGACCUGUCUGGCAAAAGCUCAACGACAACGACAGAGGAUCCGAGGACGCCGAAAGAUGUGCUAGCCAUCAAGAAUUGGUCGAUUCGACCUAACAAGUCUGAGACAGCUGGAGCUAGCAAUGAACAACAUCGCACCAACAUUGUUCCCCCAAGGAAAAUUGACAUUAGCAAGGACAGUUCAAGAACUGAGGAGAGCGGCGUCGAUUCUUUUGGAGACAGAUCGAGAAAGGGCAACGAAGUUACUCCGAACGAUGGCGGAGACCAAGGAACCGUACAACAGAGACCCACGUUUGUUAAUCCGAAACACAGGGAGAGUGCGAAUCCGUUUGCGACAGCCGGAGUCAACAAAAUGACGACCGGAGCCCCAAUGACGUCGACACUGUUCCCGUCUGAGGACACCCAGAAUCGAAUCCACACCUCGGCAGACAUUUUGGAUCGUCUCUUCGACCUAGAUCUACACAAUUCACAAGAUAUUGCAUUAAUUCUUGUUGUUCUAUGCGUUUUUCUCAUUGCGCUAUUCAUCCUCAUCCUUGUGGUCUGUGUGUUGCAUCGUGGGUGCCGUGAGAAGAUCCCUAUUCGUGAGAACCCCCUCUAUAACGGGGCUCCCGCGAGACGCAUCAAUAACGUAUCUUUUCGACCGAGCAGCCGUCACAAGCGUGCUAUGCAAGAAAGAACCUAUACGUGAACAACGCAGUCAUUCUUUUGAUAAUCGGCUUGAAGACGUUGGCUCAAGUAUGGUCAACGAAAACUUCAUUGUCCUCGUUACAUCCUCACUGAACGACUUUACGCUGAUUUAGGACAACUGGCUUCUUAGAGCAAAUUCGCUUUCAUUGCCCUGUCCGUCUCUUAGGAUGACAUAGCAACCGUAUUGCUAUGGACGUGGUAGACGUUUCGGACUUUCCCGCCUGAAACCGCGUUUCCAUUACGAUUACUCGUUAUACGUCCAGACAACAAAACGUUAGGCGGAUAGGAUCCUAAAAUAGAGCUGUUACAAUUGCAGAUGCUGCUUACACCAUAUGAAGAGGUAAGAUUCUUUACUUAAACCAGUAGCGCUCGAAAUCGUUAGCGUACUGCUGCCAGUCAUUUUGAGUCCUUAAUUCCUGCAGUUCAAGGCGGUACUCGGUCCAUUUAAAGGUUGCCGUUCCCCUACGACUUUAAGAAAGAAAACAUAAUUCUGGUUGAAUAUCGUGAGAAGAAGUAGCACGGAAUUGGUGAUGAGUGUAUAAUUUGCCAUUAUCACUAUUAUUGUGAUAAUUAGUAUAAUACCAAUUAUUAUUACGCUGCUAUGAAAUAAAACAGUGUUGUGUGAUGUGGUGCUUCUCGAUAAAUCGAAGAAUUGACGAAGAUGUAGCACCGAACGAGCAAAUUCCUCGAGGGAAAUCUACUGUUAACGUUAAAGUGAUGGCGUAUACAUGCGACGUACGAUAAGGGUGGCAGUUAUUAUUAGUUAAUAUCAUUAUUAUCCUGAACAUCAUAAAUGUCCCAGAUAUUAUACGCCCGCUAUAAAUCUCAUGACAAGGACUGAAUAGGAAAACUAGCGCAAGGAAAAGCAUGAGCAGCAAACAUUGCCGACUGUAAAAUUUCCAUACACACAUGUAGAUAUACAAACAUACACAUGUUGCUUGUUCGAUGGGCGAUCCCGUUAUUGUGCAUACAACUUCUACUAUCGUCAUUAUCGUUGUUACUAUUAUUAUUAAUAGCAGAUACGUACGUUCGUGUUUUUGUUCUUAAAUGGUUAACUAGAAAAAGCACCCUUGGCACACCGUAACAAACGCGAAUCGUAGGAAAUCACAAACUACUAAAAAUGUAUUGUGAGCUAUGGAAACGUCAUCCAGAUGUUGCUGUACAUAUCAAGUUGCCAUAGGGAGACCGCUAGCAGAGGCUCAACUAAAAAUUAAGGUAAACACCUGUUAGAGAAAAAUUAGGAAAAGACCGUGCCUACCCAGAAGCAUCUCACUUAAUUAACUGCACAAUCAAAACAGCAUAAAUUCGAGUUUACUUUCAUAUCAUAUCAGUUUAUCGAUCACAUGGCCGACUGAUAACAACACGAGAUUGUUGAUUGGCAAGAUUUACAAACGUUUAACGAAAAGGAGUGUUACCAUCAAACAAUAUGUAAAGUGAGUCUAAGAUGAGAAUCUCGAUAUGGUCCUUGGCUCGACGCCAAAAGACCAACUAAGAGGUUGUUUGUACAUAGUAUUUAUGUAAGUGACGAUGGUAAUGAAUAAAUAAAUAAAGCCU
Molecule: messenger RNA, 5089 nt
Organism: Varroa destructor (honeybee mite)
Lineage: Eukaryota; Metazoa; Arthropoda; Arachnida; Mesostigmata; Varroidae
Source: RefSeq, a predicted model, not a curated record